Molecule: messenger RNA, 1153 nt
Organism: Ruditapes philippinarum (Manila clam)
Lineage: Eukaryota; Metazoa; Mollusca; Bivalvia; Venerida; Veneridae
Product: putative nuclease HARBI1
Exons: 1
Coding region: 8-1153 (381 amino acids)
Source: RefSeq, a predicted model, not a curated record
AGUAAAAAUGGUGGACAAUGUAUCCAGAUAUCUAAUUUUAGAAGAAUUAAUGUGUUCUGAAUACGAUGACAAUAUUCUUUUGCUACAAAAAAUAACCAGGAACACAGUUUGUAGCAUGGCUGUUGCCACCACAACAUUUAGAGAAAGAAAAAAACGAAUCCAGAACUAUGUGGAGGGAGUAUUGCCAUAUUAUAGUGUUGAUGAUUUUAAGGACAGAUUCCGAAUCAGUAGGGAAACAUUCGACUCGUUAGUAGAACAAAUGAUUCCAUACAUAGGUAAAGGGGAAAUAUGCGUUGAAAAGAAACUGCUAAUAUAUGUCAAGUAUAUAUCAACACAACAGACGUAUCAAGCUUUGGCAGAUAUAUUUGGGGUAUGCGAGUAUUCUGUUCACAAAUGCAUUCAUGAAAUUUCGGAGAAAGUUUGUAAACACUUGCUACCAGAUUUAGUGAAAUGGCCAGAGAAACGGACAGCUGAUAGAACUGUAGAUGGAUUCCAGGAAAUCAAUGGUUUUCCAGGUGUCAUUGGAGCGAUUGAUGGAAGUCAUAUCCCUAUCAGCACCCCAACAGAAUUCCCAGAAAACUGUAUUAACAGAAAAGGUUACCCUUCCUUGAUACUUCAAGCAGUUUGCGACUGUAACCUUAAGUUUUUAGAUGUAUAUUGCGGGUGGCCUGGGUCAGUGCACGAUGCACGAGUCCUUAGAAAUUCCCCGUUAUUCAAGAGUGCUUCAGCAGCUGAAAGUGAAGAAAUCUACAUGUUUCCCAUCAACACACAUCUACUUGAAGAUUCAGCCUAUCCACUAUCCAACUGGUUUAUGGUACAUUUUAAGGACUUUGGAAACCUCAAUGAAAUCCAGAAAAGGUACAAUUACAAACAUAGUUCAACAAGAAUCUGCAUAGAAAGAGCUUUUGGAGCUCUGAAAGGACGCUUUCGCAGACUGAAAUUUGUGGAUCUGACAGACAUCAAAGCUAUUGUGCAUGUUGUACUAAGUUGUUGUUGUCUUCAUCAACUUUGUCUGUACAACAGUGCUGAGGACAUCCUGGAAUUCAUACCGGAUAGCGCCGAGGACAACGAAGAGGUCAACAAUUUUAUGGACAUUUGUAAAACAUGUGCGUCAGCUGACGUGAAACGAAAAGCCAUUGCCGACCUAUUGUAA